Molecule: messenger RNA, 420 nt
Organism: Capsicum annuum
Lineage: Eukaryota; Viridiplantae; Streptophyta; Magnoliopsida; Solanales; Solanaceae
Exons: 3
Coding region: 1-420 (139 amino acids)
Source: RefSeq, a predicted model, not a curated record
AUGGCUCUAUUUGAGGCUUUAUAUGGAAGGCGAUGUAGAUCACUGAUAGGUUGGUUUGAAGUGGAUGAGGCUACUGUGAUUGGACCUAAUGCUGUGUUCGAGGCCAUGGAGAAAGUUAAGUUGAUUCGGAAAAGUUUGAAGACAUCCCAGAGUCACCAGAAGUCGUAUAAAGAUGUGAGAAGAAGAUUUCUUGAAGUCUUGCAUCGUGUUGGGAAAGCAGCUUAUGAGAUCGAGUUACCUGCAGAGUUGUCAGCUGUUUACCCUGUCUUUAACGUUUGUAUGCUCAAGAAGCACAUUGGUGAUUAUGUUAUGGUUGCUUCAUCAGGAAUCUUUGGUGUUCGGGACAACCUUACGUAUGAUAAGAUUCCGGUUGAGAUCCUAGAUUAUCAAAUGGAAAGGACACGUGUUAUCGCUACAUGA